Molecule: messenger RNA, 627 nt
Organism: Thlaspi arvense
Lineage: Eukaryota; Viridiplantae; Streptophyta; Magnoliopsida; Brassicales; Brassicaceae
Source: the annotation of a GenBank genome assembly
AUGGAAUUCUUCGUCUUGAUCGUGUUUUGUGCAAUCUUCUUAUCUGCCUCCGCAGAUCCAGACAAUAUGCAGGACACGUGUCCGACGGCUCCAGGAGAACAGAGCAUGUACUUCAUCAACGGCUAUUCUUGCAAGAAUCCGGCCGAGAUCAACGCUCAGGAUUUUAAGUCCACCAAACUUACAGUUGCUGGGGACACGGAUAAUUAUCUCCAGUCGAGUGUCACAAUGCUCACUGCAUCAGAGUUUCCAGGUCUCAACACUCUCGGCCUCUCGGUCUCUCGCACUGACCUCGAUCGUGACGGAUCCGUGCCGUUCCAUUCGCAUCCGAGGUCAUCGGAGAUGCUCUUUGUGGUAAGUGGAGUCGUGUUUGCUGGAUUCGUAGAUACCAACGACAAGAUUUUUCAGACGGUUCUGCGAAAAGGCGAUGUCUUUGUCUUCCCUAAAGGACUGCUUCAUUUCUGCUUGAGCGGUGGCUUCGAACGAGCCACGGCUCUCUCGUUUUACAAUAGCCAGAAUCCUGGAGUCGUGAAUAUUGGAGGCGUGCUUGGGAUCGAUCAAGAGCGUUUAGUGAACAUGACGAGGUCGUUAGUCUCUGGCUCCGGAGUCACGGACCAUGAUGAGCUUUAG